Leptomonas pyrrhocoris is the source of this 2067-nucleotide messenger RNA. RefSeq lists its product as hypothetical. The record is from RefSeq and is a predicted model, not a curated record. Lineage: Eukaryota; Euglenozoa; Kinetoplastea; Trypanosomatida; Trypanosomatidae. The transcript has a single exon. The coding region runs from base 142 to 2067 and encodes 641 amino acids.
GGGCCCCGUCGUGGAUGGACCGACACGCGCACCGGUCCUGCUUUACUCGAACGCGCUUCAGAGCCCAUUGCAUCCACGCUCAACAAGACGCGCGCUCGUGUGCGUGUGUGUUCUCGAUAGCAUACGAGUGAGCGCACCGCAAUGGAGGGCGCGUUUGCGAGCGUUGAAGAGGGCGUACUAGCCGCUCUGCAUCAAGUCGAAGAGCUACGCUGCGCCAUCGCACGGCAGCAGGCGGAGCUGGAGCGCAGCCGAGGUGUGCUGAGAGAACGCCUUGACGCGUUGACAGCCUCAGGAGAUGCGGCUCAUGCUACUCCUUCUGAACUGCAGCCGACAACUUCUAUAGCUUCGGCAACUGUUUUUCAAGCUGCAGCGAGGAAGAACACAAACGCCGCAGAUGCAGACCACAUCGGCGGUGAGAGCAUGGGAGGUUGUGCAGAGUCGAACGUGGAUUCACCGCAAGAAGGAUUGAGGCCUUCGCAGGUGACUCCAGCGCAGCCGUCGUCUUUGGUGCUCUCAAUACCAAAUGCGCCAUCUCUGUCUCCAACAGACUUCCGUCCACAAGAGCAGGCCAUUCGAACCCGUUGCCUUCAACGUCAGCAGCAGCGCCUCCUGCACGCGGCGAAGCUUCAGUUCGCGCAGGAAUGGAAGCGACUGGCGCUGCCGUGGUUUGCGCGGGUUGUGCAGCAUGAGUUCUUUGUCCCUCUCAUGGAGAAACUCAAUCUGUUGGAACGGCGUCUGCACCGCCUUUGUGUUCGCAUGUCGCCUGACCUCCCUCAGUACACCCUGCGCCGUCAGGGUGCGAAGGAAACAGAGAUCGAUGAUGCGACGUUCACACCUUCGCGGUCUACCUUCUGCGUGCCGGUACUCUGGCGAUGGUACCUCGACACAGCAACACAGACAUCCCCGCAAGCACGUUCUUCCCUAUCUGCGGAAUCUCGAAGCUCGGAAGGCGAGGACGUGCCAACGCCAGUGGCUUGUUGCUCGUCUGCCAUGAGCGCCGAAGCAGCGGAGGGAGGGAGGACCAUUCCAUGUGCGAACGUGAUGAGGGAGCGGCCCCCCGCUGCAGAUGCGGUGAUAAAUGAGGAGGCCGUCAUCGUCCCCUCUGCCGCGCGGGAUGCGUCUGUGUGGCGUUCGAUGCUGCUGCGAACACGGCGCUCACUCCGCCACGUCUUGUACGUGGUGCGCUACGGGCUCCUGGGAGGCGAAGAGCGCACCGCUGCAACGGUAAGUCCGUGUCCUCCUCAGAAGAAAGACGGGUGCGAAUGCCUUUACAAGGAGAGUGUUCACGAGCCGUGCUUGUCUUGCCAAGUGCGUCGGCUUUUGCAGCGUCAUGCAAUGUGGACUUCCUACCCGCACACGGAGCCGACAGGUCCAGAGAAAGCUACCUGUUUUCCAUUUUCAGAGUACGCCGACUGCGGCUCACGAAACAGCGGAUGUGUGUCGUCGACUGCCCUGUCGUUGCUCGAAUUUCUCCAGCAUCUUUGUUCUUUGCAUGAAACCUUGCGUUUAGAGCCGGGCACUGACUACUUGCGACACCAGCCGGGUCCAGCGGCGACGCAAGGAACAGAUGUGAAAGCUGCAGACGUGCGUGGCGCAUGUGACUCACCGGCUUGCACAGCACCAAACGAUCUGGCAGCGAGUCUCAGCAAGGGUAGCCUCGUUUCGCUUGAGCAGCAUCUUCUCUUGCCUUUUCAUGUGUUAGAUCCAGUGCUGAACACCCUUCUCGACGGUCGCAACGCGGCUCCGUCGUGUGCGCUGCCAACAAGGAAGCUAAUCGGUGCGAUUUUGCCACUCGUGCAGUGGUGGCAAUCGCCCUCUUCGUGCGACUGCCGAUGUGUGUACGCGCGUGCGAUACGACUCGCGCGACUCUAUCACGCUUUUGCGCGCCGAGCGCACCUCGAUGCGACACCGAACACCGUCGCUGACUCGUUUUCUCCUCCUCGGCUCCCAUCCCUCACCGCUGAUGCGCAGCUGUGUGAGUUGAGGCGUGCUGAGGUGCACGUGCGCGAGCAGUGGCAGGAGUUGCACACGAAGCUGCUCAUCGCACGCUCCGCCAAUUCUUUGUAG